Molecule: messenger RNA, 3850 nt
Organism: Oreochromis aureus
Lineage: Eukaryota; Metazoa; Chordata; Actinopteri; Cichliformes; Cichlidae
Product: zinc finger protein 431-like
Exons: 3
Coding region: 745-1554 (269 amino acids)
Biological process (GO): regulation of transcription by RNA polymerase II
Cellular component (GO): nucleus
Molecular function (GO): DNA-binding transcription factor activity, RNA polymerase II-specific; RNA polymerase II cis-regulatory region sequence-specific DNA binding
Source: RefSeq, a predicted model, not a curated record
AAGAGAGAGAAAACAUACACCUGUGACGAGUGUGGGAAGGAUUUUAUUGGGAAGGCUGAACUAAAACGUCAUCAGGUCAUCCACACUGGAGAGAGACCGUUCAGCUGUGACUUGUGUGGAAAGACUUUUUCCAGGAAGAGUCACCUAAAACAACACCAACUCAUCCACAGUGGAGUUAAAGCAUACAGCUGUGAUCAGUGUGGCAGAGCUUUUACUCGCAGUAGCUACUUACAGAGUCAUCUAGUUACCCACUCUGGAAUUAAGGCAUACAGCUGUGACGAGUGUGGGAAGGGUUUUACUGUGAAAUCUUCACUAAAACAUCAUCAGGUCAUCCACACUGGAGAGAGACCGUUCAGCUGUGACUUGUGUGGAAAGACUUUUUCCAGGAAGAGUCACCUAAAACAACACCAACUCAUCCACAGUGGAGUUAAAGCGUACAGCUGUGAUCAGUGUGGCAGAGGUUUUACUAACAGUAGCGGCUUACGGAGUCAUCUAGUGACCCACUCUGGAAUUAAGGCGUACAUCUGUGAUCAGUGUGGCAGAGCUUUUACUCACAGUAGCGGCUUACGGAGUCAUCUAGUUACCCACUCUGAAUUUAAUGCAUACAGCUGUGACAUUUGUGGAAAAACUUUCAGUCGGUUUGGGAACAGAAAUAUACACCUACGCAUUCACACCGGGCAUAAUGUGUACUGCUGUGAUCAGUGUGGCAAACAGUUUACAACAGACGCACAGUUACAAUACCACAUGUUUACCCACACUGAGGAGAGACCUUAUAAAUGUGACUUGUGUGAGAAGACUUUUAAAGCUCCAGGUAUCCUGAGAAGACACCAACAGAUCCACACCAGAAAGAGACUCUACAAGCGCAGUUACUGUGAGGACCAACAUGGAGCGAGAAGUCAGCGCUCUCAGGAGGCUGACAAACCUCACAGAAGAAAGGGAGAGAAAACAUACACCUGUGACGAGUGUGGGAAGGAUUUUACUGAGAAGUAUAAUCUAAAACAUCAUCAGGUCAUCCACACUGGAGAGAGACCGUUCAGCUGUGACUUGUGUGGAAAGACUUUUUCCUGGAAGGUUUCUCUGAAACAGCACCAACUCAUCCACAGUGGAGUUAAAGCGUACAGCUGUGAUCAGUGUGGCAGAGCUUUUACUCAAAGUGGCAGCUUACAGAAGCAUCUAGUUUCCCACUCUGGAAUUAAGGCAUACAGCUGUGACAUCUGUGGAAAAACUUUCAGCCGGAUAGGGCACCGAAAUACACACCUACGCAUUCACACCAGACAUGAUGUGUACUGCUGUGAUCAGUGUGGCAAAUACUUUGCUACAGACGCACAGUUACAAGACCACAUGUUUACCCACACUGAGGAGAGACCUUAUAAAUGUGACCAGUGUGAGAAGACUUUUAAAUCUCCACGUAUCCUGAGACAACACCAACAGAUCCACACCAGAAAGAGACUCUACAAGUGCAGUUACUGUGAGGAGCAGAGCGACACAGAUGGAUCCAGUUCUCAACCCUGUCAUCACUGUGGUGGUGGGAAAGAGUUUCAGUUGGCAAGCUGACCUAAAAAGACAUCAACAUAAAGACACUGGAGAUAAACUCACCUAGUGCAAAAAUAGUGGGUGAAGCUUCUCGAGUACAUUAAAACGCCAUGAAGUCAUUCACAGUGGGGUUAAAAAGCACCUCUGUGACCAAUGUGGGUCAUCGUUCACUACUACUGGUCAAUUUUAACAAACAAACAAACAAACAUGUGCACAGUUGAGAAACCAUACAAGUGCAGACACUGUGACAAAAGCUUCUCACUCCCAGGUAGUCAUAACUUUCAUGAACGUACGCACAUGAAAGGAAACUACAGCUGUGACCAGUGUGACAAGAGCUUCAGGAAUCUCAGUUCAUACUCUGGUUCUCUUGGCUCUUGACAGAGGCGGUCGCACUUUCUCCUUCACCCUCUCCUUCUCGCUUAUCUUUCCUGUUUGGCUCAUCAUGUCCUUUGUAUAGUCUCGCUUAUUCUCUAACCCUAAGAGAGUCUCCUAGACUUGUUCUCUAAAAACGGAAAGAACAAUUAUGGAUUUGAUCAACUGGUCCCUUAAUGGAAUUGACACCCUCCUGGGCUUGGGAGAGCUCGACUGUCCUGCGGAGAUAUUUGCUGCCAGUCGGUUGCGUCGUGAGUCUGGUGACACUCUCGAUGGAGAACAUUGAAUGACAUCUACCAAUUCGGAACCACAAUAACAGAGUUCUGGCUGAUUGGAGCUGGCCCGGACCUGGCUUAUGGAAGAACAAGAAGUGGCAACAGCUGUUCAAAAUCCCACAAGGCUGGCCGACAUGAUAGACCAUGGGCACGGCUGUGAGUACUCGGACUGUUGGAUUGGAUGCAGGUCAUCUGUUUUUUUGGGGGUUUUUUUUUGGUUGUUUUGGUUCUGCUAUAUGGAUAACAUCUUGAAGAAGAUAAACUGGAAUAUAGAGACCUGGUGACCAGUGACGGACUUUAGACCAACUGUAAAGUUGGAUGCAGUUUGUUCGCAGUAACCAAAAUAACUACCAUCUUCAUCUCAUGCGGCACCCCUGGCACCAGCUACAUGCUCAAGGCAAAGGAAUAAUAAUUCUUCAUUAGAUAAUAAGACUGUUUGUUAUGACUCUCUCCCUCGUCAUUCAAGGUCACAUGCGUCAAACGAAGAUUGUUGACUUUUGCUUAACCGGGUGAAGGGACACGUUCUCUUGGUUGAACACUGAACAGACACUCACGCAAACACAUACGCAUGUACUCAAAAUGAUCUUCCUGUUGGAGCUCAGUCUGGGGGAGUUCUUUUUUUCUCCUCAUCUUUCCUCAUGUUGUGUAUAACACUAAUGUGUUUCUAAUACUCUAAGACCAAAAGGUACUUCACCCAAAUUUGAUGCAAAAGAGCUCACUGCUUUGGACCAGUGGGUUCGGCUAUGUACAGGAGAGGCAAACUGAAUGAGACUCAGGCAACUGUGAGUUUUGAAAAUGCCGGCUUUGUAUUUUUUGUCAUCCAGAAACAAAAGAAAGAAAAUUACAAACAUACAAAAUAUUAUAAAUAAAAGCCUCUGUUUUUGGUACCAGUAUUUUCCUCAGUGACAACCCUGUGGCACAAUCACAGUAAUCACAAAAAAGAAACCUUACCUGGGUGCACCCUUCUAAAUGUACGAAGUUCACUUCCAAAAUGAACCACAAUAUCACUUAGCAAAAUCCAAAUAACAACACUUGGUUAUAUCUUCAUAGACUUUGUGAACCAAUUGCAACAAUUAUUCAGCUGGAGAAAUAGAUCCAACCGCCCACACCCACUUCCCUUCCUGUUCGUGGGAUGUAUAGAGUCCGUAAAAAGUCCUUAAAAUAAACCGUCCGUAAGUCCAGGGGGAUGUGUGUGAAGAAGGGGAACAGUAAGUUCAAAGUGGCGCGGUGUGUUUUUGUUUUGUUGCAACUGGCCUACCACACUCUGCUGUGCAGCACAGAACAAAGUCAAUUGGUCCUUCAACGGGGUUGGCUCGCCAUCGAUUACAGGAUCCGUUGCAAUGCAUCAAAAGGAAGAUACAAAGGGAAACAAAAAAACCUGACCUGUCAACGACAGUGUCAUAGGACAUAUUAAGUUCUCAUAUAAUCACAGUUCAGUAUCAAAUAAAAUAUAUUAUUUGCAACGUUAGCCAUGUUACAAAUUGAAAAUAAACAGUAAAACACACACUCAGCAUUUGCUUCAAAUGCUGUUUUUUCAGUAAAUUGAAUAAAGUUUUCCACAAAAUAUUUUUAAACAAUUAUCAAAUAAACACUGGAACAUUCUGCUUACAAAGAACUAAUGAAAAGUGCAGAUAAACAAUGAACUAUUAAAAUACUUUGCUCACCGAUCU